GUUGGUGGCUCGUAAGUGAUUAGUGGAGUCUAUGUUUUCCAUAUGUCACCAAAACAUUAUUUUUCUCCAGUCAUCUCUUCCUCUUUACAUCAUCUCAACUUUCCUCUCCAUUAGGCCUCCUCCAUGCCAUGGCCUCCUCCUCCUCCUCCUCCUCUAAGCACUGCAAGAAAAACGACUCCUUCAAUGGCUGCUCCAACCCCACCAAGAAACCAAGAUUUUCUUUCAUUUCUGACUCUGAAAUCCAAUCAGAGUUCUCCCACCAUGACCAAACCAUCUCUCGGAUUAACAACGGCAGCUUUGGCAGCUGUCCUCAAUCUGUUAUCUCUGCCCAGCAAAGCUUCCAGCUCCAGUUCCUCCGCCAGCCUGAUCACUUCUACUUCAACACCCUCAAAUCUUCUAUCCUUCAUUCACGUUCCAUCAUCAAAUCUUUGGUAAACGCUCGGUCUGUUGAUGAAAUCUCCCUUGUGGACAAUGCCACCACUGCUGUUGCCAUUGUUUUACAGAACUGUGCAUGGGGUUUUACUGAAGGGAGAUUUAACAAAGGAGAUGUUGCCGUCAUGUUGCAUUAUGCUUAUGGUGCUGUAAAAAAGUCUGUUCAGGCUUAUGUGACGCGUGCUGGAGGGGAAGUUAUUGAGGUACAGUUGCCUUUCCCUGUUACAUCAAAGGAAGAGAUCGUGAGUGAAUUUAGAAAGGCUUUAGAGAGAGGGAAAGAAAAUGGGAAGAAGAAAGUUAGGUUGGCUGUGAUUGAUCAUGUUACUUCAAUGCCUAGUGUUGUUAUUCCUGUUAAAGAAUUAGUUAAGAUUUGUAGAGAGGAAGGUGUUGAUCAGGUUUUUGUUGAUGCUGCUCAUGGAAUUGGGUGUGUUGAUGUUGAUGUGAGAGAUAUUGGGGCUGAUUUUUAUACUAGUAAUUUGCAUAAGUGGUUUUUUUGCCCUCCUUCUAUUGCAUUUUUGUAUUGCAUGAAGAGAGGAGAGGAGGGCAAUGGGGGUGAUCUGCAUCAUCCUGUCGUUGAUCUGCAUCAUCCUGUCGUGUCUCAUGAGUAUGGUAAUGGAUUGGCUGUAGAGAGUGCUUGGAUUGGGACUAGGGAUUAUAGUGCUCAAUUGGUUGUUCCAGCGGUUUUGGAGUUUAUUAAUAGGUUUGAAGGUGGGAUUGACAGAAUUAAGGAGAGGAAUCAUGAAAAAGUUGUGGAGAUGGGGGAGAUGUUGGUGAAAGCUUGGGGGACUAAUCUUGGAUCUCCGCCGGAGAUGUGUGGGAGUAUGAUUAUGGUUGGAUUGCCUGCUUGUUUGGGGAUUUCGAGCGAGUCGGAUUCUUUGAAGUUAAGGACACAUUUGAGAGAGCAUUUCCAGGUUGAAGUUCCUAUUUAUUUUGGAGCUCCGCUUGAUGGAGAAGUUGGUUCAGUUACUGGCUAUGCUCGGAUUUCUCAUCAAGUUUACAACAAGGUUGAGGAUUAUUACAGGUUUAGGGAUGCAGUUGACCAACUGAUCAGUGAUGGCUUCACUUGUGCAUCUCUCUCUGAUUGAAAAGUAUAGCGAACAUGAAGAGGAUUAUGCAUAGAGGAACAUGGGUUGAUAGAGUGUUAUGCCUUCCUUCUGUCAUAAUGACGAUGAUUCGAGUUUAUGGCUGUCAAAUUUCGUGCUGUCAACAUAUAUUCAAUUUACUGUUAAUCUGUAGUUAGCCAAUAUCAAAAAAUAGUCACUGUGGUUACAUUUUACCCGCUGUGGAGAUUGUUUGUGUACGAUGGAAUACAGGUGGUUUCUUCCUCAUAUUGGUGAAAAUCAUUUCAGCUGUUACUUAAAUCAAAGUGACCUCCUUGCAUUGUCUCUGCCCUGAUUGCAUUUACAAUUGCAAGUACUGACAUUAAUGAUGAAUGUAAGCGUAAUAAUGGAAUGUCCCUUAAAUCGAUCACAUCCCUAGAAUAUGUCAUGGUACAGCGUUUUUAGAGGGAGGAUCAUUUUUUGCUUGCCAUCGCCAAUAUACUCAGCCGGUUCUGUUGUUGUCCACUCAUGAUAACACUGUGGAGUAAUGCCUUGUUCAGAUUUUCUGGUGAUAGAUUCAGUAGUGAAACUUUUUAUA
Populus euphratica (Euphrates poplar) is the source of this 2070-nucleotide messenger RNA. Its product is annotated as L-cysteine desulfhydrase-like. The transcript has 2 exons. The coding region runs from base 129 to 1517 and encodes 462 amino acids. Lineage: Eukaryota; Viridiplantae; Streptophyta; Magnoliopsida; Malpighiales; Salicaceae. The record is from RefSeq and is a predicted model, not a curated record.